This is a messenger RNA of Meloidogyne enterolobii, 438 nucleotides long. The record is from the annotation of a GenBank genome assembly. Lineage: Eukaryota; Metazoa; Nematoda; Chromadorea; Rhabditida; Meloidogynidae.
AUGUUCAACAACAACAAUAAAUCAACACCUCUAAAACGCAAAAAAUUAAUCUUGAAGCCGAAUGAAUUAAAAGAUGAAGAAUUUAUGUCUCCAGUGAAGAGAAGAGCUAAAAUGUCAACAAACACUUGUGAGGACUUCUUCCGUCAACAAUCUGGACCAGCAACUACAAACUUGUCUUCAACAAACAAAUAUUUAUUUCAACGCCCUCCAAUUGACGAAUCCUUCAUUUCUCCAUUAAAACAACAAUGGAAAGGCUUCCUGUCUUCUCCUUCUUCAAAUGUCAACAAAAAUUGCUUAAAAACACCUUCACCAGCUCGGAUGCUAAAACAAUCUGUUAUCUGCAAAAAUAUUGGAAAUUUAUUGCUGAUGACUCCAGGUUUUGUUUUUAUUCUUAAGAUCUUUUUGAUGGGGUUAUUGUGGGUCUCUAUUUACUUCUAA